UUUAAACUGGGGAAUUUUACGAGGGAAAAAAGAUAUAAUAUUUUUAGUAAAAAAAGAAGAAGAAGUAAUCUUUGGAUUAGUGGGGUUGCUAUUGACUUGAUUUCUGUUUUUUUUAUGGUUGGUUGUAGUGUGUAAGAAAAAGGCCAAUUUCUGUUUAGACAAAUGAAGCGAAAAAGAGGACAUAAGAAAGGAAACAAGGCAAAAGCCAAUGCAGGAAUCUUCACCUGUUAGUAGUCUUUAUGGUGAGGACUCAUCACCAAAUAUGGAUGAAUCAGUGGACCCAUAUGCAGAUACCGAGGUGGAAGGUGAAGGAGGAAAUGUGAAAAGAGAGGUGUCUGAGCAUCAAUAUGGCCAUAUGGAGGGGAGGCAUGAGGAGGAGGAAGAGGAGGAUGAGGAAGAAAAUGAGAUGAAGCCAAUGAACAAAGAUGGGCAUCAAACAAAAGAGCAAUCGCAGUUCAGAGGUAGCUUGUCAGAGGAGCCUGGUAGAAAAUCUCUGCCUGAAGCAAUGGAUAAGUCCUGUGCGGUAGCCAUAAACCAGAGAGGAUAUACUCCAUCACAAAAUGCGGAAAAAAGUAAAGCAGUUCAGCAACACAGACACAAGGAGUCUCAAGAAAGACAACAAAGAUCUAAAAUGUUGGAGAGCUUCCGCUUCGAGAAUCCCAUGCUCCUUAACCUAUGUGGAUUUCUCUUUUCUCACAAUAAGAAGUCUGUUUGGAGUGGCCCUCAUUCGUUGGCUCAGAAUCGGGGUUCUUCAUGCAGCUAUCGAGACUUUCAUGAAGUAGAUUAUGGUAGUUCUCGCCCUUCCUUUGUCAAGUUGUAUUUGACAUAG
Messenger RNA from Hibiscus syriacus, 829 nucleotides. RefSeq lists its product as uncharacterized. The record is from RefSeq and is a predicted model, not a curated record. Lineage: Eukaryota; Viridiplantae; Streptophyta; Magnoliopsida; Malvales; Malvaceae. Gene Ontology annotation, molecular function: hormone activity. Bases 209 to 829 code for a protein of 206 amino acids. Gene Ontology annotation, cellular component: extracellular region. The transcript has 2 exons.